Penicillium longicatenatum is the source of this 318-nucleotide messenger RNA. RefSeq lists its product as uncharacterized. Bases 1 to 318 code for a protein of 105 amino acids. The transcript has 2 exons. The record is from RefSeq and is a predicted model, not a curated record. Lineage: Eukaryota; Fungi; Ascomycota; Eurotiomycetes; Eurotiales; Aspergillaceae.
AUGGGUCUUUUCAGCCACCACCACGAUCACCACGGAGGCCCUGGCGGUUCCCAGGGAGGCCCCGGAGGUCAUGAGGGUGGUCCUCACGGAGGUCCUGGUGGUCCCCAAGGAGGCCCCGGAGGCCAUGGUGGUCCUCAUGAGGGUGGUCCCCACGGUGGUCCCCAAGGAGGUCCCGGAGGCCCCGGUGGUCCUGGUGGUCCCCAUGAAGGUGGUCCUCAUGGAGGUCCUGGGGGACCUGGCGGUGGCCACGGCGGUGGUCCAGGAGGACACGGAGGCCCUGGCGGCCCUGGCGGCCACCACGGCGGCGGCGGCUGGUAA